AUGGACGAUGACAGCGAUGGCGACAGUGUUGAUUCGGAUGAUAGCGAUGCCAAAAAGACUAUCCGAUCUGCUCGUGAUAAAAAGUUUGGUGAAAUGCGCAGUGCUGUUGCUGCCAUGCAUAGUGCCAAGAAAUCCAGUGACUGGAUCAGCAUUCAGAAUGAAUUUGAUCGUCUUAUCAAGGCCAUUAUUAAAUCAAAUGCCAUUAUCCAGCAAGAAGGCCUCCCCCGCUUUGUUUCUCGUUCUCUUGUUCAAAUCGAUGAUUUUAUCAAGAAUUCGCUAUCAAGCAAAGAGUCUACAAAAAAGAUGAAUGCUACCAUUGCCAAGGCUUUAAAUGCCAUGAAGCAAAAAAUUAAAAAGACCACCAAGACAUACGAACAGCAGAUUGCAGAGUUUAGAGCUGCUCCUGUUGAUGAAGAAGAGUCUGAAGCCGAGGCAGAAGAAGCCAUUAAAAGUACUCUCAAAGCACGCGAUGCUAGACGUAUUGAAAAGGAAGCUGAGGGCAAGGGUGAGCCUACCGGCUCUGGAAACGAAUCCUUUACGCUUGUUGGAAAAGGAGGAAAGCUCAUUGAUCUUUCUCCCGAAGGUCUUUUUACCAAGCUUACAGAGGUUUUGGAGGCUCGUGGAAAAAAAAGCACCGAUAAACUGGCUCAGGUUGAAACUCUAAUGCAACUCCUUGAAAUUGCAGUUACACCUUACCAAAAGAUUCGCGUACUUACUGCGCUUAUUCCUGCUCGCUUUGACUAUGUUCCAAUUUCUGGAUUCAUGUCUUCUUCCAUGUGGAACAAGGCUCUUGAAGAAAUCAAAGACUUGGUGCGCUUGUUGGACGAAAACCCUCACAUUACUCUUUCGUUGAAUGUGAUUGAAGAAGAUCCUGAUCAAGACACAGUUCCAGAGCAUAUCCGUGAUAGACACAUUACUGCUGGUCAAUCUGUUGUUCUUCCUGGCCAUAUUACUUCUUUUGUUGAUCGUCUUGACGAUGAAUUUACCAAAAGUCUUCAAAGCAUUGAUCCUCAUAGCACCGAGUACAUUGACCGUUUGCGUGACGAAACCACCUUGUACGCAUCGAUUGUUUGUGCUGUCAAGUAUGCAGAAGUCACCAAGGCUAGCAGUGAAAACAUUGAUUUGAUGACGAUGCGUCGAGUGGAACACUUGUACAACAAGCCGGAUGUUGUGAUCAAAACAGUUGAAGAUUCUGUUCGUAAAGUGUAUCCUGAACUUGUUAAAAUUCUUGAAAGCCCUGUGGAUUUAGUUUCAGUUCUUUGCCGUGGUCUGUACAAAUCCUCUAUUGGCCGUAUUCGUACUCGAGCCCUCUUGUGUCAUGUCUAUCACCUGGCACUUCACGACCACUACCACGAAGCACGCGAUAUGAUUCUCAUGAGUCAUGUACAAGAGACCAUUUCUCAGACAGAUAUUCAUAUGCAAGUCUUGUUCAACCGUACCAUGGUGCAGAUUGGACUCUGUGCCUUCCGUGCAGGUCUAUUCCGUGAUGCAGCGACAGCAUUGCAGGAUAUUGCAUCUUCUGGAAAGACACGAGAGCUGUUGGCCCAGGGCAUUCAGCAACCCAAAUAUGCAGCUGAAAAGACAGCGGAGCAAGAGCGAAUGGAGCGACAGCGUCAACUGCCUUUUCACAUGCAUGUCAAUCUGGAGCUUCUUGAGUGUGUAUAUUUGGUAUCCUCUAUGCUUCUUGAAGUACCGAAUAUGGCACUUCACGCGCACGAGUCUCGACGUAAAGUCACCAGCAAGGCGUUCCGCCGUAUGCUUGAUUUCAACGACCGACAGAUUUUUAUUGGACCACCUGAAAAUGUGCGUGACCAUAUUAUGGCAGCAGCCAAAUCUAUGGCAGCAGGCGACUGGAAAAGCUGUCGUGACUAUAUUAAUCACAUCAAGAUCUGGGACCUGCUGUCGAAUGCAGAAAAAGCCAAAGAAACUCUAGCCAAGAGUAUUCAGGAAGAAUCGCUUCGCACAUAUAUCUUCACCUAUGCACCAUACUAUGAAUCCAUGGGAUUAUCUAGCUUAGCAGAGCUGUUUGAGUUGGAAGUGUCUCGUGUCAAUGCGAUUGUGUCUAAAAUGACGACUAGUGAAGAGUUGCAUGCCUCGUUGGAUCCUCAAAGUGGACAUAUUAUUUUCCACCGACCCGCACCAGGCAUUGAGAUGUCGAGAUUGGAGUUUAUGGCAGGAGUGUAUGCAGACAAGGUAGCAUCGCUUGUUGAUUCCAAUGAAAAGCUUCUUGAAGCUCGAUCGGUGACACUUGGACUACAAGAACAGAGGGAAUAUAUGCAGCACCGAGAGCAACAAGGAGGACAUCGUGGUGGACGUGUGGGUGGAUCAGGACGACAUACAGGUGGAUCAAGCAGUCAUCGUGGUGGAAGUGCAGGAUCAGGAUUUCGAUUCCGAACAGCAGUUGGAAAAUAA
Molecule: messenger RNA, 2412 nt
Organism: Batrachochytrium dendrobatidis JAM81
Lineage: Eukaryota; Fungi; Chytridiomycota; Chytridiomycetes; Rhizophydiales
Product: translation initiation factor eIF3 core subunit c
Exons: 4
Coding region: 1-2412 (803 amino acids)
Biological process (GO): translational initiation
Cellular component (GO): eukaryotic translation initiation factor 3 complex
Molecular function (GO): RNA binding; translation initiation factor activity; translation initiation factor binding
Source: RefSeq, a predicted model, not a curated record